Daldinia decipiens is the source of this 2712-nucleotide messenger RNA. RefSeq lists its product as uncharacterized. The transcript is spliced from 3 exons. The record is from RefSeq and is a predicted model, not a curated record. The coding region runs from base 268 to 2160 and encodes 630 amino acids. NCBI's taxonomy places the organism in Eukaryota, Fungi, Ascomycota, Sordariomycetes, Xylariales, Hypoxylaceae. Gene Ontology annotation, biological process: positive regulation of gene expression.
CUUGUGUGGAGAAGCGCAAGCCUACAUACCGUCACUACCAAGCAAUUCUCCAAACUACCACCGCCGCCUUGGCAUCCAUGAUUGCCCUUUUCCAGAAUUUCGAACCAACGAACCAUAACAAGGAUCUUGCGAAUUCCACUAACGAACAGGACGGUUUCGUCCGCCUUCGCUCCUAUCUUCGGAACCUGCAGAUAAACCGACAGGAAGUACUGCUCUUGACAUCAUUCGGCAUUACGUGCUUGGCAUUUAGCCAUUCUGUUGCCCGACAUGUCUGCUCGCGUCGGAGAAGAGGCCGAUUCGACGCCUCGUAGCCAAGACCCGGUGUCGCAAGAGGGCGCUAACGGGGUCAAUGAUGAGAAAAAUGUUCGACAGGUCUCCGACGACCAUCCAACCCCUGAAGACGGAGCUCAUCCGCGUCCUGACGCCGAUAAUGAGAAGCCAGACGGUCCUUUUCCUCGUAGCAGCACACUCAAGCACAAAUUUAAGGAGCAAAAGGAGAAGAUCAAGACUAAAACUAAGCCUCCCGGUGGCUUUGAUCCUACCCCGAUCCCUGAUGCUCCCCCGGGUUAUACCGUGAAGUUUACAUUUCAUCGCGCCGAGAAUCUUCCUGCUGCCGACCUUAGUACAGGGUCGUCGGAUCCCUUUCUAACUGCCACCUUAACAACUUCACUACCCAAGAGACAUAAGGAAGACCCGGACCUCGUCUACCGGACGCGCACGGUUAGGAAGACACUUGAACCUCAAUGGGAACAGGAAUGGAUUGUAGCCAAUAUCCCAUCAUCUGGAUUCAAGUUGAAAUGCCGUUUAUACGACGAGGACUGGCCGGACCACAACGAUAGACUAGGCAACGUAACAAUUCUAGUCAAUCGCGUCAGUGAGGAUUGGGAGGGCUUUGGACUCGAACCCAAAGAAUUUGAGGUCAAGAAGCGCAGCGGUAGCAAGCGUGCCUACAUUCUUAAGGCCUGCAUGAGCGCAUUCGCUAAAGAUGUCUCAUUGACUCCGAGGCUAUAUAUAAGUGCUGUUGUUUUGGGCAAGUCGGAUCCGCCUUACGGCCAGAUAUACACCGUCGGCCCAACCUAUUACUUCAAACACUUCUCACCCAUGAUAGGCCGAAUGAUGGGCAUAAAAGUGAAUAAAGACGAGACUAGCGACUCACAUGAAUCUGAUGCGAAUGCGGCGACAUCUGUGUCUCAGGAAAAUAGCAAGGAGGCGGAAAGGAGGGCUCAAAAGUACGACUUCCAGGCCAACGAAAUCCAGCUUGCCGGUCCGGUCCCGGAAAAACUAUACCAUAGAUAUGUCGAAUUUACGCCCAUCAUUGGCCUCUUGUUUAGGAGUAGGGGGCUACGCGGUAAGAUUUUGAACAAGGCUCUUCACCACCAGCACCACCGCAUAUACAAUUUCGAUAGGGGUACGCUAUUUGGUACUUUCGAGCCGUGCUCAGAGGAAGCUAGCCUUCAAUUCCUGAAGAUGGCACACUACGACGAAGGUGGGCGGAUAUUCACGUAUGUCAUUACACUAGAUGGAAUCAUGAGGUUCACAGAAACUGGAAAGGAAUUUAGUAUCGACCUUCUCAGUAAACACACCAUGCAUAGUGACGCCGCCAUAUAUAUCGCUUGCUCCGGAGAGUUCUUUAUCCGUAGGCUGAAAAAACCUAGGGUAACCGAGGAUCCUGAACCUGGCGAGUCUACUCACCCGGAGGAGCUCAUACAGGGCGGACCACCCAAAGAGCCUCCACCGAUUAGGCCCGAGUAUUACCAGUUGAUCAUUGACAACGAUAGCGGUACUUAUCGACCUGAUAAGUCGGUGCUGCCAGAUCUAAAGAAGCUGCUAGAACGUAACUUCCCCGGUUUAGAUAUCGUGGCACUAGCGUGCGAUGAUCCGGAAGACCAGAAAUUGAAGGCGGCUCAGGCCAAGGUGAAGAAGAGGGAAGGCCGCACGAUUAAUAUGGUGCUAAACCGUAGCCCUAGCGCGAGCUCGUUCAGCUCCGAUGACAUCAGCGACCUUGAGGAUAUGGAACGAUCUGGAGAAAUAGGACGUAGGAGUAAAAGGGAGAGAGCGUGGGACCUGCUUGAGGAGCCGAGGCGGAUCAAGGAGUUGGCAGGUAAAAAGCACGCAGAUGCGGUAUCAAGUGGACCGAGCGGCAGUGGUGCGGCCACUUAACGAGUCGACCUCUUUUUUUUUGUAUCCCAACUUUUCUUGAAUUUGUUCCCUUUCGAUUUUCCGUGGGGGAAUCGGCAACCGGCCGCUUGGCAUUUCGAGUACGAUGGACGGCUGAUCUGGCUCUAGUCACUAAAAAAGUCUGACUGGUCACUUUUUAUGACGAUCUUCUGUACGAAUUUUGAUUCCCCAGUUAUUUUCUCUCAUCAGAUGGAACGCGUCUCAUGAUGUGGGCGUAUUAACACCUAUGAUGCUUUGUGAAUAAUGAACCAAUGAAAAUUUCCUCUGUUUACCUACAUAGCUCCCCACUUGGUCAGGGGACAACAGACAUCUACUACAUACAUAGGCUCUAGCAACAUUCGAGACCGCAACAUUGAACUAGCAAUGUGCCGCGUCGUUCCACCACGUGUCGGAUACUAUUUACGUGGUUCCAGACGGUGCGUAGCCGAGUCGUCAGCGAUGAAAUGCCCCUAUAAGACGGAUUUUCCAUGUUACGCGUCAAUAAUAGGUUAAAUAACGCUAUGUUCUAAAAUCCAUCCGCCUGAAGUUCUACAU